Poeciliopsis prolifica (blackstripe livebearer) is the source of this 2324-nucleotide messenger RNA. It is a transcript of the gene lrp11, whose product is annotated as low density lipoprotein receptor-related protein 11. The transcript is spliced from 9 exons. NCBI's taxonomy places the organism in Eukaryota, Metazoa, Chordata, Actinopteri, Cyprinodontiformes, Poeciliidae. The record is from RefSeq and is a predicted model, not a curated record. Bases 156 to 1862 code for a protein of 568 amino acids. Gene Ontology annotation, molecular function: serine-type endopeptidase inhibitor activity; protein binding.
CCCUCCCUCACCAUGACAACGGCAGAUGACUAUUAGCAUCGUCGGGAGGCAGCCGUUACCUCCGCCGCCGGUGGUUCAGAGGCGUUUUUCCAAAUAAGUCGUGAUUUAAAUCGGCCCGUCUGGUUCAUUUUCAUGUCGGAAGGUGGUUGGAGCUGAUGGAGCCCCUCAUGGCCGGCCGGAGGGUUUACCGAGCGAACAACAACAACAUGGCUCUGCUUCAGCAUCCCCGGCUGCUGCUCCCCGGGGUUUUCCUGCUGCUCUUCACCGGCCGCCUCCACGCCCGCUCCUCUCAGAUAUCAGACCUGAAGUCCAAGAUCUCGGGGGUGGAGGAGCUGCUGGAGGAAUUCCGGAAGCAGCUCCAGCAGGACCAGGCGUACAGAGCGGCCGACGUGAGCGACGCCUGCGUAGGCGACUUCAGCGCCGCGGAGCAGCGCAUCAUCCGGACAAAGGCCUCCAUCGAGCAGGGAGCCGCCUUCCUGUUGGCCCCGGACAGGGUGUACACCUGGAGGGACUGCCUCCACGCCUGCUGCUCGCAGCCUCACUGCACGGUGGCGGUGGUCCAGGAGGACCUGCGGCGACCCGCGGACGGCCUCAGCUGUUACCUGUUCAACUGCACCUACCGGAACAAAAACAUCUGCUCCUUCGCUCCACAGGAAGGCUUCACCACCUACAGCCGGACUCCGAACGGCACGCUGGGGCACCUGGCCGGAAGCGCCGCUGGAAGCACCGGGAGGCCCGGGCCAGCCGGGGAGGAUGACAGCCCAGAAACGGACGAGCCUCCGCGCAGCGAUGCGGGCCAGGACGUGGUGAUCCAGCUGCCCACCGACUGGGCCGUCCUGGACGGCAGGGACAGCGUGGACGACCACAGAAUCACCCACUACGAGUGGACUCUUGUUAAAGGAGAUACAGCCGUCAACAUGAAGGCGACCCACCCAGGGCUGCUGAAGGUCAGCGGUCUCCAAGAGGGCGUCUACACCUUCCAGAUGACCGUCACCGACUCGGCGGGGCAGAAGAGCUCCGACAACGUCUCUGUCACCGUGCUGGCACCCAAACACCAGGCAGAAGUUUGCACUGGUGACUGCUCCAACUACCAGUUCAAGUGUGACGAUGGCUGCUGCAUCGACAUCUCCUACGCCUGUGACGGGAGGCAACACUGUCCCGACCGCUCUGACGAAGUCUUCUGCACAAACUUUGAUGGUGGCCGGAAGUCGGUGACCCACCCGGUGAAUCCGCUCAGCCCUCAGAUGCCCGCAGUCCGGACCGAGCAGGCUGACGGCGCCGCCGUGCUUCCAGAGGCGUCCAGGAAAACAGUCGUAUCAGCUGUAGACGGGAGCAGCGCUGUUCCUGUUCAGAGCCUCACUGAGCAGCAGCCCGCGUCUGCUAACCAAGAUCCGUGCGCUGCAGAUCCGGUCGUUGGCCCCUGCAAAGGCACCUUCCCUCGGUGGUUCUACGACCAAAAGGCCCGAGACUGCAAACACUUCCUGUACGGUGGUUGCCAGGGCAACCACAACAACUUCCUCCAGGAGUCAGACUGUGUCAGCGAGUGUUUGCAGAAAAGCUCGGCCGUCAGCCCAACCAGGGCAGCCGCCCCCCUCACGAAGCCGACCGGGAAAGCUGUGCCUAAAGUUUCCAGAACCCAAGCAGAGAGUAGCGACAUAAUCUCCAAACCAUUUCCAGUGAAAGGAGGACACCCAGGCCCGGAGUCAGGUGCAAUUCUUCCUCUGGCGCUCGGCAUCCUCAUCACUGCCCUGCUGCUGCUCAUGAUCGGCUGUCGCCUCAGACUCGUUCGUCACAAGCUGAAGAAAGCGCGACCGCUCACCACCGAGGAGUCUGACUACCUCAUCAACGGCAUGUAUCUGUAGCCCAGGAAGUUUCUCAAAGCUUCGCCUCAGAUUUAAACAACCACACGCUCUGCUGCCCUUAAAAAAGACAAUCUAAUUGCAAAUCAAUGAAAAUGUAUUGUUUGCUGUUUGAAAUUUAAAUUAAACCAAACAACCCGAUAAAUUACAUGUCAUUGUUCAGCUUUUCCUCCUGCAAGUCUGGCACAAAGCGCCACUUCUGCCACUAGGUGUCACUAAUGUGCCAUGUUUGUGCUGCACCUGUUACCACAGCUAGCUUGGACCUAUGAAAGACGAGUAUUUGGUAACCAUGGUUCCCGUCCGUCCAUCCUGUUCCGAGUCUGGAUCGGUUAAAACAAACCGGGUCCCGCGAAUCUUCCUGUCUUUACAGCAUGGUUUGUUUUUGUGAUAAAUCAUUAUGGCCAUAUUUGAUUUAAUGUUUUAAAUAAAAUAAAUAAAAGUAUCCCAAGGAAAGGAAUUUUACAA